This is a messenger RNA of Plasmodium relictum, 1041 nucleotides long. It is a transcript of the gene AHA1, whose product is annotated as activator of Hsp90 ATPase, putative. Gene Ontology annotation, biological process: protein folding; positive regulation of ATP-dependent activity. Gene Ontology annotation, molecular function: protein-folding chaperone binding; ATPase activator activity. Bases 1 to 1041 code for a protein of 346 amino acids. The record is from RefSeq and is a predicted model, not a curated record. Lineage: Eukaryota; Apicomplexa; Aconoidasida; Haemosporida; Plasmodiidae. The transcript has 5 exons. Gene Ontology annotation, cellular component: cytosol.
AUGGCUGGAUCUGUUUGGAAUAGAAAUAGUUGGCAUUGGGAAGAAAAAAAUUAUAAUAAAUGGGGAGAAUCUUAUAUAAAAUCUAAAUUAAUUAAUUUAAAAAUAGAAGAGGAUGAUUUAAUUAUAUAUUUCGACAACAUAAAAGUUACAGGAAGUGCAUGUGUUUCUAUUAGAAAAGGAAAACAGAUUAAUUCUUUUGAAUAUAUUAUUAAAUUUCAAUGGUUAUCAUCAAAUAAAACAGACAAUAUUGAGCAUAGAGGGGAUAUAGAAAUACUUGAUUUUUCCAAUUGUUCAGUGGAGGAUAAUGAUUAUGAAAUAAAUAUAGAAAAAGAGUCUGAUAAUGAUGAAUCAAGAAGAAUAUAUGAUAUAUUAAAAAAAGAAGGAAAAGAAAAAAUUAAAGAUUCUCUGAAAAAUUUCCCUGAAGAUCUUUUAAAACAUGAUGCAAGUGAAUCAAGCAAAGAGCUGAAAAUUAAGGAAAAUGAGGAAGAAAAAUUAAAAAAUAUAAAAGUAGUAAAUAGUAAUGAAACAAAAAAAGAAAACUUAUUAGAAAGUAUGAAUAAAGGAAUAAAUGAUGAAAAAAAAGAGGGAUCUGUUUGGAAUAUUAAUAAUUAUCACUGGGAAGAAAGAUGUUUAACAAAAUGGGCAAAAGAAGAAUUAAAAAAUAUUUUAGAUAACUGUACUGUUGAAUUAAGUAAUAAUAUUUUUUUACAAUUUUUUUAUUCAGAAGUGGAAGGUGAGGCAUCUUCUAGUAUAAGAAAAAAAAAAAAAAUUUUAAUUUAUGAUUUAAAAGUAAAUAGUGAAUGGAAAGCAUAUAAAAGAAAGAAAAAUAAUGAAAUUGAAAUUGAGACAAAAGGACAUGUAAGUAUCGGUGAGAUAAUUUCCGAUUUUUCUUGUGAUGAUGAAACGAAAUACAAAUAUAAUUUUAUUUUUGACAAUAAUACAAUUGAAUAUAAAGAUAUGAAUGAUAUUAUAAAAUCUGAAGCUUCAAAUCAAAUAAAUAAAAUAAUUGAUUCAUUUAUUUCAAAAAUGAAGGAAAAAUAA